ACGAACGGACGGCGUGUCAUGGACAGAUAGCGGCUCCAUGCCCACCAUUUCAUCUCUUUAUCCUCGAAAACGCUCCAAAAAUUUCACCUACAAGAGCGCGAUUCUUCCCUGCCAUCGAAUUAUCCAGGAGCAGUGGGUGGCCCCAUGAAAUUCUUGGUCAGACCCAGCUACAGUCAGCAUCUAUCUUCAACCGCCAUGGCAAUGUCCUCGAGCUUUUGCCCUCAGCUUCCAUGCCAAUUCGGAACUAGACCCAUUUUCUACUCCCCCGCGAAAUCGCCGUUCACUCUGUCUUUCAAGGCUUUCGCUUCUCAAGCAUCCAUUGCUUCUUCUGGUAAAGAAGACCUGCGUGUCGGCUUCCUUGGGCUUGGAAUCAUGGGUGCACCAAUGGCACAAAAUCUUAUAAAAUCUGGUUGUGAUGUGACUGUUUGGAAUAGAACCAGGAGCAAAUGUGAUCCUCUCAUCAAUUUGGGUGCGAAAUACCAGUCUUCUCCUCAGGAAGUGGCAGCAUCUUGUGAUAUCACAUUUGCAAUGCUUGCUGAUCCUAAGAGUGCACUGGAUGUUGCUUGCGCUGAAAAUGGAGCUGCAAGUGGCAUGGCUCUGGGAAAGGGGUAUGUGGAUGUCUCAACAGUUGAUGAUGCUACCUCCAAGUUGAUCAGUGCACGUAUAAAAGAUACCGGAGCUUUGUUUUUGGAGGCUCCUGUUUCGGGUUCCAAAAAGCCAGCAGAGGAUGGACAGCUGAUAUUUCUUACUGCAGGUGACAAAUCUCUGUAUGAAACAGUUGCUCCAUUUCUGGACAUCAUGGGAAAGUCGAGAUUUUAUCUUGGUGAUGUUGGAAAUGGAGCUGCCAUGAAACUAGUAGUCAACAUGAUCAUGGGAAGCAUGAUGGCAGCUUUUUCUGAAGGAAUGCUUCUCAGCGAAAAAGUAGGACUCGACCCAAGCGUCCUCAUAGAGGUAGUUUCUCAGGGUGCCAUUAGUGCACCAAUGUACUCAACCAAAGGUCCAUCAAUGAUCAAAUCGUAUUACCCCACUGCCUUUCCCUUGAAACAUCAGCAGAAGGAUCUGAGGCUUGCUCUGGGUUUGGCAGAAUCUGUAUCUCAAUCCACACCUAUUGCUGCUGCUGCAAAUGAACUGUACAAGGUAGCCAAAUCUCAUGGACUUAGUGAUCAGGAUUUUUCAGCUGUCAUUGAAGCUUUGAAAUCAAAGUUGCAGCAAUAAUUGCAAUAGCUGUUAGUUUGAACUUUUUUUUCCACCAGUUGAAUUUGUAACUUAUGUGGAUGGUGAUUUGAGAAAUGGGCCCUUUCGUUUUGGCUCACAAUAUUUUAUUUGUUCAUUCUGAGAGCACCAUUUUUAUAUAAAUGAAGAAAGUUGGUUGGUUAAGAUACCUCUGCCCUAUUA
Molecule: messenger RNA, 1395 nt
Organism: Momordica charantia (bitter melon)
Lineage: Eukaryota; Viridiplantae; Streptophyta; Magnoliopsida; Cucurbitales; Cucurbitaceae
Product: glyoxylate/succinic semialdehyde reductase 2, chloroplastic
Cellular component (GO): chloroplast
Molecular function (GO): NAD binding; NADP binding; oxidoreductase activity
Source: RefSeq, a predicted model, not a curated record